CACACACACACACACACACUCACUCUCUCUCUCUCUCUUACUGUCUCUCUCACACACUCCGUCUCUUUCUGUGCGCAUGCGCGAGCGUGUGAGCGUGUAGUGAAGGAGGAGUUUGGUGGAGGAGCUUGUUUCUCUGUUACAGCAGGAAAAGCAGGAGCAAGACGCAGCUAAAGAGACUGUGGAGAGACUCACACACAAACUGAACACUUUGAACAAUGCUGUGGAACAUAUGUGUCACAAACUAGAUCACAUCACACCGCAGGAUGCUCCGGUGCAGUGAGAGCAUGUGUAUCCUCUGCAUGCAAUAAAUAUGCUGCUGGAGGUGGAGCUGAAACUGAUUCUGUUGCAGGAGGAACUACAGGGACAUGAUAUAGACUCAGUGAUCGAGGAGAUGAAGGAGCAGGAGCUUCAUGCCAAAGAUGAGGGGAAGCUUCCUGACUUCAGCACCAGCAUCACGGAACCGGAAUAUCAGAGAGCCGACUCGCACGAUAAAGAGGAUGACAAUGAGGAUGAUGAUUGUGAAGAUCUUCACUUAGAUGUCCCUUAAACAGCUCAUCAUUGACUCGAUGACAAAGAUGCAGAGCAACCUUCCAUAGAUUUAUGGUGUUACUAUAAUAAACAAAUAAACAUAAUAAAAUAUCAUUCAAGAAUAAAGAAUACACAGGGAAAUUAAUUAAUUCAUUCAUUCAUUAAAAUACAUAGAUAAACAAAACACACCACCACACAAUUCAUCUUUAAACAUUAAACACCAACUCAAUCUUUAACCUUUUUACCACUAAACCCUUAAACAACCCCUCAGAAUCUGUGGAGGUGAAGCUGGAGACCUUUGUUUUUCUGGGUUUUCCAGAUUCCUAACUAUGCUGUUCCUAUCAUUUAAUUUAAC
This is a messenger RNA of Tachysurus vachellii, 883 nucleotides long. Its product is annotated as outer dynein arm-docking complex subunit 3-like. The transcript is spliced from 5 exons. Lineage: Eukaryota; Metazoa; Chordata; Actinopteri; Siluriformes; Bagridae. The record is from RefSeq and is a predicted model, not a curated record. The coding region runs from base 311 to 547 and encodes 78 amino acids.